Molecule: messenger RNA, 2673 nt
Organism: Ostrinia nubilalis (European corn borer)
Lineage: Eukaryota; Metazoa; Arthropoda; Insecta; Lepidoptera; Crambidae
Product: zinc finger protein 431-like
Exons: 17
Coding region: 206-2380 (724 amino acids)
Biological process (GO): regulation of transcription by RNA polymerase II
Cellular component (GO): nucleus
Molecular function (GO): zinc ion binding; RNA polymerase II cis-regulatory region sequence-specific DNA binding; DNA-binding transcription factor activity
Source: RefSeq, a predicted model, not a curated record
ACUAUUUUGUUUGCGAUUUGUUGCUAUGUUUUUUUGUGCAAGUAAACAAACAAACACACAUUUUUAAAGAAUUUAGGUAUAACUCAAAUUAUUGUCUUCGUUGUAACCAAGCUCUAAAGAUGAAUGAAACACAUUUAAAUGCAAAUACGUAGUGCCAAAGUAGCAAGUGAACUUUACUAUUUUUUCUAAGAAAAUUACAAAAAAAAUGAGCAAUAUUAAAGUUUGCAGAAUAUGUUUAGGUCACAAUACCCCUAUGUACACGGUAACCGCUACAAAUUUACACGAGUUUUACGAGAAAAAUACGAAUAAACCACUCAAAACUGACGAAGAACUGUCCGUAGCAUGCUACAUCUGCUACCAUUUGCUGAAGAAGUGUUACAGAUUCAUACAAUGCGCAAUAAAAGCAAACGAAGUGCUACAGAAAAUAUCGAAUGACGGGACUGAGAUAACAGAAAAAGCCAUAGCGCUCAUAGACAAGCCCCAUUCAUUUCGAAUUUUCCAAAACACUCCAAUUGAUUGCGUGGUUUCUACGGAAGUCGAAGAGAAUAUUGAGGUGCCGAUUGUGAAAGACGAACACUUAGAUAUUAAAAGAGAACCGGCCUUAGACACAACGUCAUUGGCAGAGGAUGAAAAAGAUAUUAUAGAGCCACCGCUACCAGACGAUUCCCAAAGCUUCACGGACUCGGAGGACGAUGUGCCUCUAAAAUGCAUCAGCAGGAAGACUGAAACACAGGUCAAGAAUAAACGACCUACUAAGGCUAUAAGACCGAUUAAAAAAGUUAAAAAGGCCCCAGCUCUCAUCGAUGCUCGCGAGAUAGUCCUAUCUCUAGAAGAACAGCGAGCUCAGUUGCUCGCGCGAGCUCAAUCGCUCAACUACUUGCAUUCGCCGCACCGCUGUACUUUAUGCUACAAGGGAUUUGUAGAUCUGAAGGCAUAUGAGAACCACAAGGAGAAGCAUGACGAGCGUAGCGGCCCCUUCGAGUGCGAGAUAUGUCGCAUGCGCUACCGCACGUCGAGACACCUCCGCACACACGUGCACACGUGUCAUGGCCGCCAGUACGCGUGCAACAAAUGCGCGCACCGCUCGCACACCGCUAAUCAAGCUAGAGAGCACGAGAAAUGGCACAACGGAUACACUUAUGAGUGUCAGCUGUGCAGUCAAAAGUUCAGGAAACCCACCUCAUACCUCACGCACAUGCGCAAGCGACACCCGACGGAGCACGUGUGCAAUAUAUGCGGCGACAGCUUCGUGGGACGCCACGGCCUGCUGAUGCACAGGAGUCAUUUAUUUUCUAUUGGGGGGAAACCAACGUCAUACCUCACGCACAUGCGCAAGCGACACCCGACGGAGCACGUGUGCAAUAUAUGCGGCGACAGCUUCGUGGGACGCCACGGGCUGUUGAUGAAACCCACCUCAUACCUCACUCACAUGCGCAAGCGACACCCGACGGAGCACGUGUGCAAUAUAUGCGGCGACAGCUUCGUGGGACGCCACGGACUGGGGUUGAAAAUAUACUUUCUCCUCAGGAAACCCACCUCAUACCUCACGCACAUGCGCAAGCGACACCCGACGGAGCACGUGUGCAAUAUAUGCGGCGACAGCUUCGUGGGACGCCACGGGCUGUUGAUGCAUAAGAGUAAAGCGCAUCGGUUGCAGGAGAAGCCCACUCCAGAGCAAGAACCAAAGUUUUGUGCGGACUGCAACAUACAGUUCGUGUCUUUGGACGCUUGGAAACGCCACAUCAUGAGCUCAGCCAAGCAUGCGGUGGCCACUGAUGCUAGCACUUUGUGUCACGCGUGCGACACGCGCGUCCCGGGCUCAAAGCUGCGCGAGCAUUUGCGCUCGCACGAGGCUGAGCGCGAGCGCGCGCCGCCGAACACCGCCGCGAAUGUUCGCGCCGCGCCGCGCGCUCCCUGCUCUCAGUGCGGAGCAAACUUCGUGAACCGCUCGAAGCUGCAGGCGCAUAUAAAGAGGAUCCAUUUGGGAGUCAAAUACAACAAAAACAUCGUCUGCGAAGUGUGCGGGAAGAAGUGCACCUCCAACGCCUCGCUAAAGUACCACCAGCGUACUCACACGGGCGAGCGGCCGUUCGCCUGUUCACACUGCGGGAAGCGAUUCGCCGACAACAACCAGCGGCGGAUACACGUGCGGACACAUACCGGCGAGCGACCGUAUUGCUGCGCGGCGUGUGGAAAGAGAUUCAGCCAGAAACCAGCGCUUAACAGGCACUACCGGGUACACACGGGGGCGAAGCCCUACGACUGCCAGUUCUGCGCGAAGACCUUCAGCCAGUCCAACUCUCUGAAGCUCCACGUUAAUACUGUACACUUGAAGAUACCACGCGCGGUCAAGAAACAACCCGCGGCGGCUGAUGCUUAGGCCAGACUUGGAUGGGUGACCGCACGUGAAAUACUACUUCUGAAGGCAACAACCUUGGUCAUGGCAAAGCUGAAUAUAUCAUCGCUCCUGUAAAACAGUAAUUCCCCUUACUAAUAAAACUUACACGCUCGUUUAACAGUGUUUUAAAGUGACGUUUAGUAUGGACAUUUCUGUGUAACUUUUUAUUAUCUUAUACAGUGUGAGUCACGUUAAAGUGUACAUAUGAAAAUAGAUGAAACUAGACCUAUUUUUAUCGACAAAAAAGAGGUCAAAAAUUUUUUGAGAUUUUUUUA